AUGAAUGGAUUGGAUGGUGGUGAUAGCAAUGAAAACAUUAUUAUUUUUGACAUAUCAAAAAAUGAAAGAAAGUUAAAUGAAGAAUUUAAAGUACUCCAACGAAAACUAAAAACAAAGUGGAAAUUUAUCGAGAAUAAUGAAGUAAUAGCGCAAGAAUCAUUGGCAAAUGCAAAGAUCCUAAUGUUACCAGGACCAUUAAGUAAAUUUACUGAACUUGAAAUGAAUUCCAUUAGAACUUUUUUAAAUUCUGGUGGCAAUGUUCUUGUCACACUUGGAGAGGGUGGUGAAAAUAAAUCUAAUACAAAUAUCAACUUUUUGCUAGAAGAAUUUGGUAUAAUGGUAAAUAAUGAUAGCGUAGCUCGUAUGAGUUACAGUCAAACAAUGCAUCCUAAAGAAUCUUUGAUCUCUCAAGGCUUGUCAAACAAAUCCAUAUUUCUGAAGAAUCAUGAUGAAUACAUUGGUAUGAAAUUUUUAUAUCCUUAUGGUGCAACGUUAAAUGUAGUGCAACCAUCUGUUGUUGCUUUAUCCAGUGGUUCAAUCGCUAUUCCAAUGAAUAGGCCAAUCUGUGCUUAUCAUUGUGUAAAAAACAGUAAUGGCAAGCUCAUUGUACUAGGUUCAUCCAGAAUGUUGAUGGAUGCUUACAUAGAAAAGGAAAGUAAUGAUGCAUUGCGGGAAAUGAUUUUUGAUUUUUUUGAAUUAAAUAUCACAGAAACAAUGGAUUUUCAUACAGACGAUAUAGAAUUUUGGGAGUACAAUUUUGUACCAGACAUAACUCAACAAGCUGACAAUCCAAAAGUUUGCACGCAAGAUUUAGAUAAUAUUGAUAUACCUCGCGAAUAUACCAAAUUAUUUAAGCAUCAUUUUUAUUCUAUAAAUUUAGACAUGGUACCAGCUUGCAUAAAAGCGUUUGAGGCUUUAGGAAUAAAACAUGAACCACUUACUUUAAUACCACCUCAUUUUGAAGCACCUUUACCUCCCACUCAAGCUUCGGCAUUUCCUCCAAGCUUCCAAGAAUUACCUCCACCUGCUUUAGAACUGUUUGAUCUAGAUGAAGCUUUCAGCUCUGAUUUAUUAAAAUUAUCGCAGCUUACUAACAAAUAUAUGACAACAAAGGAAUCGUCACGUGAUAAGGAAUUGGAUCACUACAUCAGGGAAUUUGGAAGUAUAAUAAGGGUAAACAAUUCCGACACACACACCGCUAAAGAAGUAUUAAAUUUUGUUUUUCAAAAAAUCUGCAGUUAUAAAGCAAUGCAUGAUUGAAAUUUUUAUGUAUAGAAAAAUAUUGUAAUUUAUCGUAAAUAGCAUAUUUUAUAUACUAAUACAUUAAAGUUCAAUAAAUGAAAAAAA
This is a messenger RNA of Solenopsis invicta (red fire ant), 1347 nucleotides long. It is a transcript of the gene IFT52, whose product is annotated as intraflagellar transport protein 52 homolog. The transcript is spliced from 6 exons. Lineage: Eukaryota; Metazoa; Arthropoda; Insecta; Hymenoptera; Formicidae. Bases 1 to 1260 code for a protein of 419 amino acids. Gene Ontology annotation, cellular component: cilium; intraciliary transport particle B; centriole. Gene Ontology annotation, biological process: cilium assembly; intraciliary transport. The record is from RefSeq and is a predicted model, not a curated record.